Messenger RNA from Staurois parvus, 501 nucleotides. The record is from the annotation of a GenBank genome assembly. NCBI's taxonomy places the organism in Eukaryota, Metazoa, Chordata, Amphibia, Anura, Ranidae.
CGUAGUCAGGCAGGCCGGGUCAAUAACUAUCGGGCAGGUAGGUACAGGAGGAGCAGGCGGAGAGAAUGGUCAGGGUCACAAGCCAGGGAUCAAACAGAAGUCAGCAGAGGUCAGGAUCAGGCAGGGUCGGCAACAAGUCAGGUAGGAACAGGAACAGGAAUGCAGGUUACAAGGUACAGGGGCCCAUGGAAAAACACACACCAAGGCACAGACUGCAGGUCUGGCCAUCCCUUAAAUACACCACCUGCAAUCAGCCCCAGGUGAUGGCUAAUUGCGGAAGUGAACCUCUGGUUGUUGAGAGUACCCGCUGGCCAGCCCUGGUACUGCAGCCCACAAGGCAGGUGAGUCCCACCACUAUUGGCAAGUCCAUUCCUGACACCAACCAACUUCAAUUCUAAAACAAACUAAUCUCAAUCAUCACUACCCAGAGACAAGGCAGGCUACUAUUAGGAGGAGACUUCAACAUCAUAAACAACCCACUCCUGGACUCUUCUUCCAGUA